Messenger RNA from Epinephelus lanceolatus (giant grouper), 5414 nucleotides. RefSeq names its product neuronal acetylcholine receptor subunit beta-2-like. Gene Ontology annotation, molecular function: transmembrane signaling receptor activity; acetylcholine-gated monoatomic cation-selective channel activity. Gene Ontology annotation, biological process: monoatomic ion transmembrane transport. The record is from RefSeq and is a predicted model, not a curated record. Lineage: Eukaryota; Metazoa; Chordata; Actinopteri; Perciformes; Serranidae. Gene Ontology annotation, cellular component: postsynaptic membrane.
CAUCGCUCAAGAAGAAUUAAGGGGUGCUCUUUUCUGUACAGCCGGUUUCCGCUGCGCGCAAUCACAGCUCCAGGACCAGCGGUGGAGUCGGUGCGCUCUGGCAGAAAGCAUCCAGCCUCCUCCUCUCUGGGCUCAGACAGCACUCACUGCUGCUCCUCAUGUCUCCAAGCCUCAGCUAUCAGCCGUCAUUAGCGGAAUGAAGCCGCUAUAAUCCUGCCUGACCUCUUCUUUUUAUUGUUUCACUCUUUCCUUACUUCACACCGAGGGCAGAAAGAAGGAAACCCACACGAGAGGCGCUCUCCAUCUGUAAGUUUUCGUGUGUGUGUCGCACUGGAGGGGAGGAAGAGAUGGCAGCCCCGGUGAAAGCAGCGUUGGGUCUCCUGGUUCUCACCGCGGCAACUGCCUUGUGUGCGGAGGUGGAGGAGCGGCUGGUGAGUCACCUGUUGUCACCGGAGCGCUACAACAAGCUGAUCCGACCAGCUGUCAACAACAGCCAGCAGGUCACCAUUUACAUCCAGGUGUCUUUGGCCCAGCUGAUCAACGUGAAUGAGAGGGAGCAGAUCAUGACCACCAACUGUUGGCUCAGUCAGGUUUGGAAUGACUACAGAUUAAUGUGGAACCCUGAAGAGUACGAAGGAAUCAAGAAAAUCCGGCUGCCGUCACAACACAUCUGGCUGCCGGACAUCGUCCUCUACAACAAUGCUGAUGGGACCUAUGAAGUUUCCUUCUACUCCAAUGCUGUGGUCUCCAACAAUGGUGAGGUGGCCUGGCUCCCACCAGCUAUCUACAAGUCAGCUUGCAAAAUUGAAGUCCGAGAUUUCCCCUUUGACCAGCAGAACUGCACCCUUAAGUUUCGCUCCUGGACCUACGACCACACUGAGAUCGAUCUCAUCCUCCUCAGUGAUUACGCCUCACGUGACGACUUCAAACCCAGUGGGGAGUGGGAUAUUGUCUCACUGCCUGGUCGUAAGAAUGAAGACCCUAAUGACAUCAGAUACCUGGAUAUCACCUAUGACUUUAUUAUCAAGAGAAAACCUCUGUUUUACACCAUCAACCUGAUCAUUCCCUGCAUCCUGAUCACGUCGCUGGCCAUUCUGGUGUUCUACCUCCCGUCAGACUGUGGCGAGAAGAUGACUCUCUGUAUCUCUGUCCUCUUGGCCCUGACUGUGUUUUUACUCCUUAUCUCAAAGAUUGUGCCACCAACGUCUUUAGCAGUGCCUCUGAUUGGAAAGUACCUGAUGUUUACAAUGGUGCUGGUCACCUUCUCCAUUGUCACCAGCGUUUGCGUGCUCAACGUGCACCAUCGGUCCCCCAGUACGCACACCAUGCCUCCUUGGGUCAAGCGUGUCUUCCUGUACCGACUUCCCUCUUAUCUCUUCAUGAGGAGACCCGGUAGCUCCAACAUCCGCGAGAAGUUUCGGAAAAAACACCAGCAGCGAUCGUACUCUGACCACAAGCUGCAUGGAGCUGAUGGAGGGACUGGAAGUCCUGCAGGCAUGGCAGAUUCCUCCUCGUCCUUCUUUGUGAAUGAGGAGUCGGCCAAACGCUACGGCUGGAAGAUCAGCGACUUGUCAGAGAACACAGAGUUCAGGAAGAGGAUGACGCUCAAGUGCAACAUUGCCGUGGAGGAUGCAGUGGAUGGAGUGCGUUACAUCGCAGAGAAGAUGAAGAGCGAGGAUGAUGAUGAAGGGAUUAUUGAAGACUGGAAGUACGUGGCCAUGGUGAUUGACCGUCUCUUCCUGUGGAUCUUUGUGUUCGUGUGUGUGGUUGGGACGCUGGGCCUCUUCAUGCAGCCUCUCUUCCAGAGUUACAACACUCCCAUUAUUGAUGACAUGGACCGUAACUGAUGCCUGUGAUGUCAUCAUGAACUUUGAGUGCCCCCCAAAAACAGAGCUCUGAUGACAUUUUAACACACGAACUCACACGUCCGCCUCGCACCACACACUCACUGGGAGAUUAUAAUGAUGCACUUUAACCUUCUUCCACCACCUGCUCCCGUCCCUACCUCCACCUCUUGUCCCUGUCAUCCUCCAUGUGUCCUGCCAUCCUCUGCUCCACUCAUCUGUCAUCAGCUGAGAUGUAAUUAUUUCAGUUCAAUAACAGAUAACUGGUUUAUAAAAACUUGGGUCACAUGUUUAUAGCGUGGCCAUCAUCUAGUAGACAGGAAUGAUGGAGGUCGUACUGUUACUGGUGAGCUGGGAGUGUGGAUGUUAUAUGGUGUGUUUGCCAAACUUGGUUACCAGGACAUCCCCAAUACCCUGGGUUAGCCAAACUUAUUUGGAUGAGAAGACAAAGGGUUAGGGUUAGAACAGUACAUUUAUGACCUAAAAUGUCUGUUGUAGCAUCAGUUACAGUUUACAGAUCGACUUCCUGGUUCAACAUUGACCUGCCUUACUUAUUUUAGUUGUAUGUGCACACAGUGAAUACUUUGGUUUGUUAAGUGAAACAAUGGCCAAAACUACAAAAACAGGACCCAAUUUAAAGUAAACCAGAAUUAUCCUUUGAUUUAAAACAUGAACUAAAACCCACUUUCAGUCAUUAAGCUCUUUCAUGGGGAUCAAUACAGAUCUGCAAUCUGAAAUGUAGCAGUGUUUUAAAAAGAAAACCUUAACCUGAAAUGGUUGAAUCAUAGACUGUAUGUAAAGAUGGAUGACGUGACAGCUCCCCAAAGUGAGGCCAAAAUAUCUCAAUUGCCUCCUGGUGGCUGGCUGCUUUAUAGGUCGUCCCCUCUAUAUUAGCAGAUGGGACAUAGGCCAAACUAAAAAGAAACAAGUACAUGUCGACUAAAUUAAUCUCAAAGAUGUUUUUUCAUAAUUUAAGGUAGUCCUCAUCGCGCUUAUGUUUCUGUGUUCAUUUUUGUGAUAAGUUUGGUUUUAAUUGCUUAUUUGAUGCUAUGAAAAGGGCGUGUGACGUCAUAGUUGAUAGCUUUGUGUCAGUCGUUGUGCUCGUGAUCAAUUGCGCCACUGGUGAUUGGGUCAGAGAGAUGUAUGGGCAGGAACCAGGUCCUCAGAAGAAGAGUUUUGUUUGGUCCACCACUUUGGUCCUGUCUGAAAUAUCUCAGUAAAUAUUGGAUGGAUUGCCAUGACAGACAUUCAUGGUCCCCAGAAGACAGACCCUAGUCACUUUGGUGAUCCCUGAAGUUCUCCUCGGGCACAACCACAAGGCUGACAUUUGUGGUUCUGAGUGAAAUGGGUUAGGGUUUAGGGUUAGGGUUAUAGUAAGUCACACUAAUGAGGUAUCAAACAUGGGCAGGGAAAUCUGGCCGGCACUUGCAGAAAGGCUCAAUAGCUGGUGAACUAUCAUAGAACAUGGAGGACAAUUGAUUGAUUUCACUUUGGCCUUGAGUCGGAAUAUUUUUGCACAAAAAAUCAGGAUAUGGGUAAUAAUUAGAAUUCUUUAAUUACUGACAAAGUCCGUAAUAAAAGACUGCAGACAAAAGCUUACUAUGCAAAACACUCUAAUUGGCCCCUAUCCAAUUGAGUGUACCCAAAAGUUCUGUCAGGCCAAGCACACCCAAGGAGUUUAAAAAAAAUGCGUCCAAAGAGCACCUGAGCCGACACGUCCCUGUAUAUCUAGCAUCAUCUCUUGUAACCCUCCAGCUCCAGUUACACUGCGCAUGUGUCAUACCCCAUAGCUCCCACAGGGUCGAAGAGUGUGCCUCAGCCUUCUUUGACUAGCCUUGCAGGCACCCAGGAAGUUUGCUAGGCUUUGAAGAAAGUUUUCGUAGUGGCCAAAGAGUGCACUUGAUGCCCUGUUUCCCAAAAGGACUUCUCACCAUUGACUUAAAGUGCGAAGGAGACGUCACAACCCCCAUAAAAUACUUUGUUCCGCUAUCAGGAUUUGAUUCGUUUGGCCAGUUAACAUUUGGAAAGUCUAGAGGAGUCAUACAAUUGAAUCAAUUUAUCCCCGUUCAAGUUAGCGAAGUGCUUAAACAGAAGUAGCCAUCUCAGGAGUCUCUAGUGCGCCUGCUCUAUGGGCCAUACAGUGCGGAAGCAGUGCCAAUCAUCCUAGUAAUUUUAUACGAGGCAGUUGAAGGUUUUGGCUUUAUGUGCCACAAGCAACUUUCAUGAUCAUGAUCAGGAAUGACUACGCUGUAACCAGUUCUCUUUAUACAGACAUGGUGGAAACUUAAUACUGCAGCUGCACUUCAGAAUCAAUACUGCACAGACUCUGGCUCCAAAUGACAUCACCAGCGCCCGCAUUUGAGAUAUUUAUUCUUCAUAUUUGUACAGUAGGAGGAAGUGGAGACAUGUUGUCCAUCUUUAUCUACAGUUACUGGGUUAAAGUAAAUGUGUAUUGACCCCUAGAACUGUUCACAAAGGUUUACCUGGCCAACAGAAACUCAGGACUUUUCUGUUUUGCUCUUUUCUACGACUCCACCUCUCUAACUGUCCUAACCUGGCAUUAUGGGGGCACUAAACAAGACACUGUUCUUUGUUUUUGGUUCAUUUCUUGGUUCCUCAGACAGAAAGAGCCCAAAGAUGAACAAAGCCACAGAAACUCACAAGCAGACUCAUUUUGCAGAUACGAGCCUCACGUUGACAUCACUGCAGCGGAGGAGAUUAAUCCCUUCUGUGCACAUACAUGAAGAGGAUCACCUCCCUGUGUCAUUUUGCCAAUAUCACACAUACUGUAUGAAUUUCUGAUAUUUGUGUUGAACAUGGGAGUGAGAGGGGACACGAAACAGCUAACGUGCUGGACUGCUCAAAUAGUAAUGAAUGGGUGUGUGAGGGGGUGCCCAGCCUGUUUCUACCCUCUCAUACACCUCACUGUGUGACUGAUGAUAAUAAUCUAUUACAAGCUGCUGUUGUGAUGUAAUAAAGCAGCUGUGUAUUAAAUGAUGGGAUGUUAUAAUAGUGCUAAAAGAAACUUACCAAUGACCAUUGGGCUGUUGUUACUGACAUUGCUUCUUUUAAAGGUACAGUACGCUGGUUCCAUCAAAGCAGUGCUCGUCAGCAUCCAUCACCAAGGAAACCAGCAGCAAUAAUGUUGUACAGUAUUUUAUACACACUGAUCUGGGGCAAAUUAGCCAAACAGCCUGGCUCUUCACUCGCUUCAUCUUCCUUCAUAUUGUAUGCUUGAUCAUUGCAGUCUGCUCAGAGACGUUACUUGAAUCUGUGUCCAGUAAUUAUUUCCAAAAGGUAUUAUAACUUGUCACAACCAUAACGCACUCAUCUGUCACUGCUACCAACGAUAGCCAAGGAAAAGGUGUACUGUACUAAUCCAGCUGUAUUGAUUUCUUUCAUCUUUGAUUUUUCAGUGGAUGGAAUGAAACUUUUUUUUUCUUCCCACUGGCCAGUCAUGUUGUUGAGUUUUGUCUGUCUAGAUGAUAAAUACUGAGGAUUACAGGAAGGGACUGUGAUGGAAGGUGAUGUCUUGAUUACUGGCUCAAUAAAGGGAAAUGAAAGCAACAA